AUGGGAAAGCUUGUAGCCCUUGGUAUAUCACUCAUCCUUGUUGUUGGUGUUGUCAUCGGCACUGUUGUUGGUGUAAACAAAGGUAGGCAUCCCAAGGAUGACUGGUCUGCAAAAGACAUUGCCAGCGGUGGUACAUCAACGACAAUGAAAAGCGUCAGCGCAAUCUGUGCCUCCGCCGACUACAAGGAUUCUUGCAUUAAAACCCUUACCCCUCAAAACACAGUAACAGCACAAGGAAAGAUGUUCCAGAAUGAGGAAACUGGUAUUGUGAUCCAAAACUGCAAUAUCGUCCCAGAUCAACAGCUCUCCGUUGAUAAGUUAAAGAUCCCUUCAUUCUUGGGCCGCCCAUGGAAAAAAUAUGCAACGACAAUUAUCAUGGAAUCAGCCAUUGGUGAUUUCAUAAGACCUGAAGGGUGGAUGCCAUGGAGUGGCAACUUUGCACUCGAUACUUUGUUCUAUGCUGAAUAUAAUAACCGAGGCCCAGGUGCUAAUACCGCCCAAAGGGUCAAAUGGAAGGGUUUCAAGGUCAUCACCAAUAGGAAUGAGGCUCUUCGCUUCACUGCCGGACCAUUCAUUCUAGGAAAUGAAUGGUUGAAAAACACCGGAGCACCUUUCGUCCUUGGAUUGAAGUACUAA
Molecule: messenger RNA, 636 nt
Organism: Nelumbo nucifera (sacred lotus)
Lineage: Eukaryota; Viridiplantae; Streptophyta; Magnoliopsida; Proteales; Nelumbonaceae
Source: RefSeq, a predicted model, not a curated record